Macrosteles quadrilineatus (aster leafhopper) is the source of this 3116-nucleotide messenger RNA. RefSeq names its product UNC93-like protein. Gene Ontology annotation, biological process: regulation of potassium ion transport; regulation of muscle contraction. NCBI's taxonomy places the organism in Eukaryota, Metazoa, Arthropoda, Insecta, Hemiptera, Cicadellidae. Gene Ontology annotation, cellular component: striated muscle dense body; plasma membrane. The record is from RefSeq and is a predicted model, not a curated record. The coding region runs from base 254 to 1936 and encodes 560 amino acids. The transcript has 7 exons. Gene Ontology annotation, molecular function: potassium channel regulator activity.
UGUGGUUGUGGUGCUGUGGUGCUGUGGUUAUGCGGUAACUCGUGCGGUACAACUCCCUAUCGUCAGGGAGACAUUGACACAUAUGCACAGAUAAGAGUGCAACAACUAUGCACGUCGCUUACGGUUAGUGAAGUGCAGUUCUAGAUUGCGGGAACGAGUGGGUUUUGUGACGUGGGAGUGUGUGUCUAACUGGAAUUGGAACAGCUGAGAGAAAAUAUUCUAAGCCAAUUGGGAGUUGACCGAAGCCAAUAAGAUGGUAGCAAAAUGUGACGAUAAGUCGGGUGGGCUGAAGAGUCGAGGGAAGGGUAUGGACGACAACGAUGUCGCCGUCAUCUCAGUGGGCGGAGGAUACGCCAACGAGGCGUUCAAAGACGACGGCGACGCUGGACAGAACUUCAGCAAGCCUCCGCCACAAGCGAUGCCCACAGACGACCUACCCAAGGGCAAGGUCAAACUGUCCAGGGCGGAGAAGUGGAGGAUCCUGAAGAACGUGGCUGCUGUCAGUUUAUCAUUUAUGGUACAGUUCACGGCGUUCCAAGGCACGGCGAACCUCCAGAGCAGCAUCAACGCCAAGGAGGGUCUAGGGACAGUCUCUCUGUCGGCGAUCUACGCGGCUCUCGUAGUCUCGUGCAUCUUUGUGCCUACAUUCCUCAUCAAGAGACUCACAGUCAAGUGGACGCUUUGUCUUUCCCUGUUGUGUUACGCUCCCUACAUCGCCUCUCAGUUCUACCCUAGGUUCUACACCCUCGUACCCGCGGGUGUCCUGCUGGGUCUGGGUGCUGCACCCAUGUGGGCGGCUAAAGCCACCUACCUCACCCAAGUAGCCGGUGUCUACGCUAAACUCACCGACCAGACCGUGGACGGCAUCGUCGUCAGAUUCUUCGGAUUCUUCUUCCUCGCUUGGCAAACCGCUGAGCUCUGGGGCAACCUCAUCUCCUCUCUCGUUUUUUCAUCCGGCGCCCACGGAGGAGCUUCACAUGGCAACGCCACCAUCCACACCGAGGCCUCCCUCAGGCAUUGCGGCGCAAACUUCUGCACCAAUCUCGGAGGCAACGCUAACAUUCAGAGACCUCCAGACUCCGAGAUCUUCACCAUCAGCUCCAUCUACCUGGCGUGCAUCUUCGUCGCCAGCGCCAUGGUCGCCCUCUUUGUCGACCCGCUCUCCAGGUAUGGAGAGAAACAGCGACGAAGUGACAGCCAGGAGCUGAGUGGAAUCCAGCUUCUAUCAGCAACUGCUUACCAGCUGAAGAAACCAUAUCAACAACUGCUGAUCCCCAUCACUGUAUGGAUCGGCAUGGAGCAAGCUUUCAUUGGUGCUGAUUUCACACAGGCGUACGUCUCCUGCGCCUACGGGGUGCACAACAUCGGCUAUGUGAUGAUCUGUUUCGGAGUGGUCAACGCUAUCUGCUCCGUAGUGUUCGGGUCCAUCAUGAAGUUCAUCGGUCGCAGCCCCCUGAUGAUCCUGGGAGCGCUGGUCCACGCCGGACUGGUCAUCAUCCUUCUACACUGGAGGCCACACCCGGAGUCUCCGCUCGUCUUCUUCACCAUCAGCGGUCUCUGGGGAGUGGGAGACGCCGUGUGGCAGACCCAAGUUAACGGACUGUAUGGGACGCUGUUCAGGCGCAACAAGGAGGCCGCCUUCAGUAACUACAGACUCUGGGAGUCCGCAGGAUUCGUCGUGGCAUACGCCUACUCCAACCACCUGUGUGCCAGGAUGAAGCUGUAUGUCAUGUUCGUCGUGCUAUGCUGCGGCAUGGUCGGCUACCUCAUCGUCGAGCUCCUGCACAAGAAGAAGAAGCAGCGACAGAAGAAGUUGGCUGAGGACCCGAAGGCGGCUGAGGUCGCAGCGCAGGAGGCGAAGGCAAACAACGUCGUGGAGGAAACGGACGACGAGAAAGACGACAUCGACGACGAAAUCAUCAUCACACAUCUAUAGACACGCGUCUGCCCAUAGCGGCUUGUACAUAUAACAAGAGUAUUUGUAACGAAUUAUACAAUAGCCUUCGGGUUGUGUAAAUAAACAAAUGGUAAAUACUCGACCGUGUGAAAGCGGCAGCGCCAAGAACGCAAUCAAAAAGCAACAGCGAUUGUAAGAUUUUUCAAUCUUAUUUUAACUAAAUGCGGUUUUUGAAAUAUUUGAAAUUAAAGUAUUUGCAGUGCUGUGAUCGACUAAUGCGAAUAUUUAUUAUUUAUUGACAAAUUUGUUUGUAGAUUUUAUUGUUUGACCUUCACACUUUCCGACUUAAUGUUUGUACGUUUAAAUUCAUUGAUUUUUACAUACGUAAUUGAAUAACAUGCUAGACAUGUACAACAGGAGCGAACAAUUUUUUUAAAAGCAACUAUAAUAACUAUACAUAAUAAUGCAAUCCAAACUUAUUCAUUUCCAUUGUGACCUGUACAUAGUAUUCUUUCACAGAGUGCCACUUCGUAUGUGUAAUUAAUUAAACAGUAUUAUUAUUGUUUAUGGAUCUGAACCAACCGUGAAUGUAAUAUGUUGUUUUACUUAUUUCAAAAUGGUUUCGAAUCUCACGGUAGUUACAAGCUUUAGGUAUAGAUGGUCUAUUGCAGUUGCAGUGCUUGAAGUAAUUAACUAAUUGCCAGUGAUAACAUUUGUGUCCUAUUUAUCAUUGUUGAAUAUAUAAAGAAACAACCCUCACUAAGAUAUACAUUCCUCCAAAGUGCUGUAACGGCAACUUGGUUAGAUAUGCAAUCCUGUCCCAGUACUUAUGUCACAUUCGCCAUCUUGAAAUUAUCUUAGUUAAUUUAAAUCACAGAACAAUAAUGUACAGCAUUCAUCGUUAGGUUAUAUUUUAGAGGUAGAGUUUAGUGUUCGUUGUUAUUGUCGCCUUAUUUUUAUUCCCAGAUAAAUACAACUAUAGAGAGUGUACAGUAGUUCCGCGCUAAGUUAUUUGUACAUAAGUUAAGUUAGUGCUCAAGAUAGGAACUGCCCUACCAAAGUUCCCGACUUUACUCAACAAUCUCUGUGAUUUAUAUUAUUGUUGUUGUUGAUAACGAUAGAAGGACAAGAGCAGAUCGGUGCCUUGCGUUGUUGGAGAUUGUAAAGUCGUUACUUCAGUAAACUUUUAAUUGUUCUUAAUAAAUCUCAAUUUUAAUUA